AUGGCCAGCGACGAAGAGUGGAUCGUCGAUGCCAAUGAGGCGUUCAACAUCUCGUUGGUACGCCCCCGCGAGUCGGGCCUCGAAAAAGUCGAGUCCUUCCACCCUACAUUCUCGUAUCCCAUCUUCGGCGAGCAAGAGCAAAUCUUUGGCUAUAAGGGCCUGAAAAUCAACCUGCAAUUCAAUGCUAGUGAUGUGCGACCAAAUCUCUCGGUUUCAUCGACCAAGAAGUUCCAGACUCUCGGUGAGGCUGAGGCACUCGAUGUCGCUGGCACUCUGAAGAACUUCCUGCCUGGAGUCGCUUUCCAAAACAAGAAAGAUUUCGAGGCUGCCGUAAAGGCAGUGCCCACAGACUGGACCCCACCGGGUGAGCUGAUCAAGACAUUCGAACGCGACGGUGAAACCUACGAGGUCUGGAAGGGUAAUCUUGCAGACCAAACCGUGAAGCAGUUGGUUAAGCGCCUUCAGAUUCUGGUUCUGCUCUACAUCGAAGGCGGUUCAUACAUUGGCGAGGACGCGGACGGUAACGACGAACCCGAGUACUCUCUUGCACGAUGGGACGUGUAUUUCCUGUACAAGAAACAGACCACCGACGGCGGACUCGCAGAGUAUACCUUCCAAGGCUAUUCUACCGUGUACAACUUUUGGCUGUUUGAGUCUCUUACGCCCCCUUCAACUCCGCCAAAGCUUCUUGAGCCCAAGGUCGACCAGUCAUGGGAGCUGCCCCAGGGAGAUUUGCCAUACUCGCAGAUUCCUCACCGCGCGCGGAUAUCACAGUUCGUUAUUCUCCCUCCUUUCCAAGGCAAGGGCUGUGGCGCCAUGCUUUACAACACCAUCUUUGAAACUGAGCUCAAGGACGUUAUGACCAAGGAGGUCACGGUUGAAGACCCAAAUGAAGCCUUCGACCUCCUCCGCGAUCUCUGCGACAUGAAGUACCUUCGCGCAAACGUCCCAGAGUUUGCAGAGCUGUCUAUCAAACCCGACAUUUCCAUCCCCCAGAAGGGUGGAAUCUUGCACCACAACCUACAGGUUACACAUGCAAACAGUGCCAUUUCUCCAAAGGCCAUUGUCGACAUUGAUGUCCUUGAAUCCAUUCGUAAGAAGACAAAGAUUGCUCCCAGACAGUUCCACCGCCUCGUCGAAAUGCAUUUGAUGUCAAAGUUGCCACUUUCUGUGCGCCCAGUCCCCGAGUCAACAGACGAGAGCAUGGACCCGCCCAAGACUGGCAAGCCUUCAGACGCAGACAAGAACGUCUACACACAAUGGCGCCUUUUGCUGAAGCAGCGUUUGUACCGUCGCAACGUGGGAGUCUUGGCUGAAUUUGAGACUACGGAGCGAAUCAUCAAGUUGAAUGAGACUCUGGAGAACGUGGAAUGGGAGUACGCCCGCAUUCUCGAGAGAUUGAAUGCCCCUAGACUAGGCGAGCAGAACGAUGAGGGUACGACGGACGCAAAGGGAAAGAGGAAGGCUAGCGGUGGAGAAGACGGCGAGCCGUCGUCGAAGAAGGCAAAGGUGGACAGUGUUUGA
Molecule: messenger RNA, 1524 nt
Organism: Pestalotiopsis fici W106-1
Lineage: Eukaryota; Fungi; Ascomycota; Sordariomycetes; Amphisphaeriales; Sporocadaceae
Exons: 3
Coding region: 1-1524 (507 amino acids)
Biological process (GO): subtelomeric heterochromatin formation
Cellular component (GO): nucleus
Molecular function (GO): histone binding; histone H4 acetyltransferase activity
Source: RefSeq, a predicted model, not a curated record